Protopterus annectens (West African lungfish) is the source of this 6533-nucleotide messenger RNA. It is a transcript of the gene PHF20L1, whose product is annotated as PHD finger protein 20 like 1. The transcript has 26 exons. Bases 182 to 4837 code for a protein of 1551 amino acids. The record is from RefSeq and is a predicted model, not a curated record. Gene Ontology annotation, cellular component: nucleus; NSL complex. Gene Ontology annotation, biological process: regulation of transcription by RNA polymerase II. NCBI's taxonomy places the organism in Eukaryota, Metazoa, Chordata, Ceratodontiformes, Protopteridae.
AAACUAGUUGGUACGGCAGUAAAGCGUAACUUUAGGCAAAGGAAGAUGGUGCGGUUUGCUGGUCGCACCGAAGAGGGAGACAUCUGUAGUAUGUUAGAAGCGGAAUCCCACAAUUCUUCACAGAGGUUUUCAUAAACUAUGAAGAACUGAGGUGUCUUCACUUACAAGCAAAAGAAUCAGGAUGAGUAAAAAAAUUCGGCACCUUCCUGGAAUUGCAUUUAAAGUUGGUGCUCGUGUUGAAGCUCAAGACUGUUUGCAGAAAUGGUACCCUUCACGUAUUGAGAAGAUUGAUUACAACGAAGGGAAGAUGCUUGUUCAUUUUGAUCGAUGGAGCCAUCGCUAUGAUGAAUGGAUACACUGGGAUAGCAACAGACUAAGGCCACUGAAAAGACCAAUCCUAAGGAAAAGGGGCCUUAAGGAUGAGGAAGAAACUGCAGUAGACUUUAAAUCUGGGGAAGAGGUUCUUGCUCGAUGGACUGAUUGCCGUUACUAUCCAGCAAAGGUUGAAACGCUAAAUAAGGAAGGUACCUAUACAGUGCAGUUCUAUGAUGGAGUCAUUCGAUGUGUGAAAAAAAUGCACAUUAAAUCUAUGCCUGAAGAUGCAAAGGGGCAGGAUUGGAUAGCCCUGGUAAAAGCAGCAGCAGCAGCCACCACCAAAAACAAAAUACAGUGCAAACCAAGAUCUAGUACUUACAGUAGCAAAGACAAGGAGGAGAAGAAAGGGCUGAAAGUAACACCAAAGAAAGAAGCUGAAGAAUCUACUUCAGAAGCACCCUCUCCCAAAGUGCAGACGUCAGAGGAAAAAUCUGUAUCUCCAGAAUCUUUGGUAAAAGCUGAUAUUUUAAAAGCAGAACCAAAAUCCGCCUCUGUGGUAAUGGAGACUGCAGCGUCAAAGAAGAAAAAUAGCCAGUGCAGCUCAUUCCAGGCAAAAAGAGCCCGUCUUAACAAAAUCACAGGUUUUUUGGCAUCUAAAGCUGUGGUUGCCGAUUCUUCAGAAAAGAAGAAAGGGGAGAGUAAAGUAUUUCCACUAAAUGAACAGAAGCUGCCCAAAACUGAAUGCCAAAAGCAGUCUGUUAACCUGCUUUCUUCUCCACAGUGUGAGAGAACUAAUUCAGCAAUUACAUUUUCUUCAGGAAGGUCUCGUAGUAGAAAGUCAAAAGCUGAACCCUAUAAUUCAUUUGGAAGCAAACUGAAACCUAAAUCCUUUACCACUAUAGCCUUUUCUCAGGAAGACGAGAUAAAAUUGGAGCCUCAAAUUCCUCUUUCUGAGACCGCUUCCUCUGGUCAAUCCCAGGGAGAAAAGCAUCACAGAAUGUUGAAGCCAAACCAUAGACAUCGGCGGUAUCAACGUUCAUUAGCUGUAUUGUUUGAGCCCCCUCUGGAGCAGGUGCUUACUAGUACUUCAAGCCCUACUGGAAAAAGACUUUCUAGCAACUCACACACAAAACAGGAGCCUGGAUUUUUGGAGGUAGAAACUGCUGCUACCUCACUGUCUUCACAAAAGUGUGAUAUGGUUUUACCUUUGGAUCUCAGUAAACAUUCUAAAGUUGUAAUGGCUGCAUCCCCAGUAACUCCAGUUUCAAAACAGGAAGUGGAGGGACAGAAUGAAACCAAGAUAGUGCAUCCUCCGUCCAGUUUAACAGAAAGAAAAACUGUGGUUUCUUCAGCAGCAGGUGCUGUUAUAAGGGUCGCACCGACAACAGUGAAACCAAACAGACCUAGAGAGCCUGUUAUAAAUACCAAAAAAACAGAGGACUUCACUUUCACCAAAGAAACUGUCAUAGAUCUGGAUCACAACAAAUUUAAAUGUAAAGUUCCAGGGUGCUUAAAGGCCUUCCGCAAAGCUAAACUGCUUGAUUAUCACCUGAAGUAUUACCACAGUACUAACAAAGAAACUGAACUAGAAACUGGUUCUGCUGGCAGUGCUGUACAGUCACAUGCUACCUCUAUUACUGUGCCAACAUCAACACCUGAAACCCAAGAUUCAAAGAGACUGCGCACUGUAUCAGGCUCUUCCUCACUGUCAUCUGAUAGUCAUACCAUACAAGUGGAAAUCCCUUUAACAUCAAACUUGAAGUUGUUCAAAUCCAGCAAAAAGAAAAGGUCAUCCACAUCCUUGAGCUCAGAUGGGAAUGAUGCAGAAUUAUCAGUGUUUGUGAAACAGACAAGUUUUGAAAGUCUGCAUGAGAAAAUAUUGAAGAAAGUAACUGAGAAGAACAGGGAUAUGGAAACGUGUGUUCUAAAAAGUGAAAAGAAAAUUAAGCUGGAAGAAAAAUGCCCUUCAUCUGGUAAGAAAGUAGCAGUUUUUAAUGUGUUGAUUCAAGCCACAGUAGAGUGUUGCCAGUUUCCUACUUUGGCAUCUUUAGCUUCUGCUGAUCUUUUCUUUACCUCACUUUGCAUGGAGACGGCUGACAAUAAUGAGAUAAUUGAACUGGAUCACACCCCUCCUUCAGAGCACACUGCUUUGAAGACUAAGGUAGAUACUUUUGUGAACAAUUUUACUAAGAAAACAUUGUUAUCUGCUGUUCCUGAGGAUGUAAGAGGUGAAGACCAUACUGUGGAUGUUAUUCUGUUCGAGUCAUUUACUCAGCUUAGAAAAGGAAUUAUUCAAAUUGAAGCAACACAAGAGACUGUGAACAAUACAGUACAAGACAGGGAGAAUGGUGUCUUGUUCAGUUCUGUCUCCUUGCCUUUAGCAGCUAACCAGAGUGUUGUUUCUCGAGUGAGUGAAGCAUUGGUGUAUGUUGUUGCAUACACACAAGACGUUGCAGUGAAGGAACCAGUGGCUAGGAGAAAGACAGUGCAAGUUGUAGCACAAGUUCACAAGUUCAUAAUGCAGCUGAAGGAACAACAGAAUCUUAAUUCUACUGAAAAGCAAGGCAUGGUCCAUUCUGCCAACAGUGAUUUUUUAGAGAACAGACGUGUGCAGCCUUUGAAUUUCCUGCUACCUAUAAGAGAACAAAAUCUACCUGCCUUGAAACAGAGCAGAGGUCGCAGCAGGAGCAGGAACAAGAGGAAGCACUAUGGGUUGAACGAGAGCCCAUACAAUAUAAAGAAAACUUUUUUUCAACCAAAGAAAGACUUAAUGUGGAGUUUAUCCAGCCAUGUUUUGUCUCAAGAUGAGUUUAAUUUGUUACAGAGAAGGAUUCUUUCAUACCCACUGGGACAAAAGUCUUAUAAUCUAACAAAAGCAGAGCAUGAAGCGUUACUGAAUUUACAGGAGAAUGACACAAUAGUCAUCAGGCCUGCCGAUAAGGGAGGGCCUAUAGUCAUUAUGGAUAAAAAUAAAUAUGAUUUCACUGUGUCGCACAUGCUGAAGGAAGAUGUUAUUUAUGAGAAACUGCCCCCUGUUAGGGUUAAGCUGUUCAUAGAAAAAGUGCUUAAGCAAUUAAAAGAUAUGCUUUUGAAUGGCAAAAAGAAAGAAAAGGACAAAGAGAGGAAGGAGAAGAAAGAUGAAGCCCAUUUUAAAGUAAAACAGAAGAAAAAGAAAAAGAAAAAAAAGAAAUCUAAGCAACAUGAUUAUUUGAAAUAUGAUGAAAAUUCAUUGGACUUUCUGGACAAAUGUUCUCACCCACAAUCUUUGGGAAAUUCUGUAGUUCACAGAAAUAUAUUUCAAAUGAAAAACUCAUCUUGCCAGUAUCCAAGGGCUAUUCUGUCUGUGGACCUCACUGGAGAAAAUCUUUCAGAUGUGGAGUUUUUGGAUGAUUCUUCCACUGAAAGUUUGCUGUUGAGUGGUGAUGAAUACAAUCAAGACUUUGAUUCGGCAAAUUUGGAAGACUCUCAGGGUGAGGAGAAUACCACACAUGAAAUCGUUCGUUGUGUAUGUGAUAUGGAUGAAGAAAAUGGUUUCAUGAUUCAGUGUGAAGAGUGCCUUUGUUGGCAGCAUAGCACAUGCAUGGGAUUGUUAGAAGAAACCAUUCCAGAACGCUAUGUCUGCUAUAUCUGCAGGGACCCAACAGGUCAGAGGUGGAGUGCAAAAUACAGAUUUGAUAAAGACUGGCUGAAUAAGGGGCACUUAUAUGGAUUAUCAUUUCUAAAUGAAAACUACUCUCAUCAGAACGCUAAAAAAAUUAUUGCAACUCAUCAUUUACUGGCUGAUGUAUAUAGUGCAGCAGAAAUACUUCACAGCCUGAAGCUCAAGAUUGGAAUACUGCAAAGCAAGCAGCACUCUGAUCUUCACUUCUGGGCAUGCUCAGGGUUACAAACUGAGGAAGCCAGCGUAAGACUGGGUAUAGGUAAAGGCCUUUUGACUUUUCAGGAGAAAGUGAACUGUCCUGAAUACAAUGACAGCUACAAGGUGCAAUUCAAUCCAGUUCUGAAGGCUGAAAACAACUAUAUUACAAGUGAACAUAGUUAUCAAAAGCCUCAUGUUUACACUCAGGAUCACAGACCUUUCAUAGACCCUGCAUCCUCUGAUGAUGAAGAUGACUCUAGCAGCUUGGAUGAUGAACAUGGAAUUUAUUUUCAUGCCAGCAAAAGACAACAAGAACUGCACAGUGUAAAACAAAGGCAUUUGACAGAACAGGAUGCUGCCAAAGGACUACCUCUCACAAGUGACAAUAACUAUGAAAGAAUUCAAGUUGAAAAACAAGGAGACUCCUAUUUGCAGUGGCAAUUAAAUCUACUUACCCACAUUGAAAAUGUACAGAAUGAAGUAACCACAAGAAUAGAACUUAUUGAGAAAGAAGUUGAUGUUUUAGAAAGCUGGUUAGAUUUCACUGGAGAGCUGGAACCCCCAGAACCACUGGCAAGGCUUCCACAACUAAAACGUCGAAUCAAACAGCUUCUGGCAGAUUUGGGAAAGGUGCAGCAAAUGGCUACUUUAUGCCCAGUGUGAGAAAAGCAAUUAAUUUGAUGCAAGAAAAAAUAAACCCUUCAGAGGAGCUUGAGUGAUGUACUCAUCUGAACACCAUCUCUGGAAGAAAAACUCUUCAGAUAAAUGCCAUGAAAAUUUGUUGGCAUAUGUCAUGAGGUUAGCAAAAGUGUACCUUGUGAACUGUCUUUUGUCAUUUGGAUGGGAAGUUUUGCUGUCAGUACUCAAAACCAGAUACAGAAUCCUCAUAUUCUGGAACAGGAUAACAAGUGCAGCCUGGAAGAGUUAGUUCUGUAAUGGCUUAAAAUAGUAUCUCAGUUAUAUGAGAUGUAUUACUAUACAUGCAGACAAGAACAAUAUACUUAUUUUCUUUGCUAGCAGUUACACUCUUGUGCCCAUUCAUGUUGCUGUUAUCAGCAUAAUUUUCAGGAGUCUGUACAGAUCAACUCUCAGCCUAGAGAGAGCUAAAGAAGCUAAGCCAUAGGUAAGUAUAUACUGGGGUCAGAAGAAUUGCAGUUGCUGCUUGUGUACAGAAUUUCCUGUUUGCCUUUUUCGUCUGAAGGAUGGUGUGCCUGUUGGUUAUGGGUUUUAGUUAUUCUAAAAGUCCCAAAGCCCACAUUUUUAAUAUCAGUAUUUUCUUGUACGUGGCACUUCAUGCAACUGAGUUGUGUAAAAGAACACACUAUAUAUUUUUUUUUAUUUCAGAUUUGUUGGUGUUGCAGUUUAAAAAAAAAAAAAAACUUCAGAAAUAUUUCUGUUAACAUUUAAAAUACAAGUCUUUCAUUUUGUAACCUUUCAGUCCCUCACUGGUGUUGACUUUUGUAUAAAUGUGCCAAAUUUUAAAACCUCCAGAUGUUAACAUUUGAGCACUAUACAGCUUGUGUGAAACCAUACAUAGUGGACCACUAUGCUCCGUGCCAUUUUUUGGACGCUCUCCUUUCUUUGUUUGUUUACUUUAUUUGCGUGUGGUGCUCAGUGACUUAUGCACAAUGCCCUUAACCUUUUGUUGUUUAGCACUGUUGUACUUAACAGAUUCACAGUUUCAGAAAGGAGCCUUAAAAGGUACGCUUAGUUUUCAUUCUUCUUCUUGCAGUUUACAAUGUUAAGAAACAUCUGGCUUGGUGAGACCUUUUGUCUGACCAGAAGAGUGGUGUGAGAGAGAAAGUAUAAUACUGAGCAGGUACAAUUCUGCUAAACUACAGAAAAGGAAACGCGGUAAAGGAGCUAUUUCAGUGCAGUCAAGCUUUCUGCUUUGGCUGUUAAUAGAUUCCUUCACAACAAGCACUCAUGGAUUUAGGACUGCACCAGUUCUAACGUAUGUACAUGUUUGUACAUAGGGUUAGCUAUUAAACGGCAGCUUCUCAACAGCUGUUAGUUAAAACAUGCUACCUUUUAAAAUAGUUUCCAAAAUGGAAAGUAAUAUAUGUACAGAUUUUUUUAACAUUGUAAAAAGACUGUUAGAGACAUGAGGCUAUUUAACUGAAACCAUUGCUUUACAGUACUUGAAACAUUCAUGCCUCGGCUGUUUAGCAGUUCUUGGUAUCUGUAUAAACAUGUUUUAGAACUGGCAGACAGCAGAACAUGAAUUUGCCUUUGAUACCAGUGUAUGUCACUGUACAUUUGAAAAAUUAUUUAAAUAUACAUAAUUUGAAAACACACUGUUCUAUAUGUAAUGUACUGUAUGUAAGAUUGUUUAUUAAAGCUAUUCUGUAUACACUCA